This is a messenger RNA of Oppiella nova, 589 nucleotides long. NCBI's taxonomy places the organism in Eukaryota, Metazoa, Arthropoda, Arachnida, Sarcoptiformes, Oppiidae. The record is from the annotation of a GenBank genome assembly.
ACCAAUUGUUCCAUAAUUUAGAGCACAAAAUAGACUUCAAUAAUUUUAAUAAAUAUUAGUUACAAAUUUAUUUAAAAUGUUUCAAAUCACUACAAUAUUUGUAGUAUGUAUGAUUUGUGUCAUAGCAAGUGAGCCAGCUAAAGCUAAAGGUAAAGCCAAUGCCAAUAAUAAUGCAAAUAAGAAAGAGGAGGAAAGGGUGGAAGCGGCUAUGAAUCAGUUUUUCGAGAAAUACUGCAAUGAGGAGAACCCUGAUACUUUGACCAAGUUGGAGGCGUGCGAGAAACACGAACCACAAGAGUUGAAACAGAUAGAAAGGGAGUGUUUGAUUAAAGUGGCCAAUAUAACGGAUAAAGUAACCUACAAAGAGAUGAUCAAGAUUGAAUGCGAUCAAACGUUGGGCGAUAAGUUUGACAAAUGCGAAAACGAUAAAAUGACUAAAAUGAAUCUGGAGAAAAAAUAUCCAAAUCUUCAACAAAUUGUUAAAAAGAUUAUGCCUAAGAUUUAUGCGUUACAAUUACAAUUUGUAUUCCUAUUAGUAGACCGCAUCAAGAUGCGAAAGUACCAGAAUUGUAGUUCAUUUGGCGAAUAC